This is a messenger RNA of Puntigrus tetrazona (Sumatra barb), 1922 nucleotides long. It is a transcript of the gene tspan33a, whose product is annotated as tetraspanin 33a. Bases 357 to 1187 code for a protein of 276 amino acids. Gene Ontology annotation, cellular component: membrane. The record is from RefSeq and is a predicted model, not a curated record. Lineage: Eukaryota; Metazoa; Chordata; Actinopteri; Cypriniformes; Cyprinidae. The transcript has 8 exons.
AACGUUAUAGAGUAUGCUUGCACCUUAAAAAAGGCUCCCACAGGUGACUCGCAUAGCGGAAAAGAAGAAAGGGAACGCCCACCGGUGCUUAUAGCCUUCAUGCGACGGGUGCUCGGCUUUCUGCGAGUUCAUUGACUGCUAAUCAGGAAAUGCCUCAUAAGACAACAAGCCCCGAUUCAACGCGAUCGAUGCGCUCUGGUGAUUUUAGAUUUUAAUGGUCAAAACGAGAGUUGUCGGGGCGUUACAGAAAGAGCCGAUUUGAUCCGAUUCUGCAGGAUGGAAAUCUAGAUAAGACAAAGUUGGGUGAACGCCGAAAGGUUGGUAGGUGAGACACAUCACGCACCUUUGCGUUAAUCAUGGCAAAGACGAAAAGCGAGGAGUUCACUUUCGUCAGCCCGGUGGUGAAAUAUUUGCUUUUCUUCUUCAACGUGAUCUUUUGGGUAAUCGCACUGAUCCUAAUAUCUAUUGGAGUUUAUUCCAGGAUAGUUAAACACGAGACAGCGCUGGCCUGUCUGACGGUGGAUCCUGCUCUGUUACUGAUGAUAGUGGGCAUUCUCAUGUUCUUCAUCACGUUCUGCGGCUGUGUGGGCUCUCUGAGAGAAAACAUAUGCUUACUGCAGACAUUCUGCAUCAUCCUAACGAUCAUCUUUCUGCUGCAGCUAGUGGCUGGUGUUCUGGGUUUUAUCUUCUCAGACAAGGCACGUGGCAAAGUAACAAAAAUGGUUGACAACGCCAUCAAGCAUUACAGGGAUGAUAUAGAUCUUCAGAACCUCAUUGACUACGGACAAAAACAGUUUAACUGCUGUGGGGGAAUCUCUUACAUGGAUUGGUCUCAGAACAUCUACUUUAAUUGUUCAAACGAGAACCCGAGCAAAGAGCGCUGUUCAGUGCCCUUCUCCUGCUGCCUGCUCUCCAAAGAGGAGACUGUUAUAAACACCAUGUGUGGUCAUGGGGCGCAGCAGCUGCAAUACCUUGCAGCAAGUGCCUUCAUUAACACCAACGGCUGCAUUGAUAAAGUGGUGAACUGGAUCCACAGCAACCUGUUUCUGUUGGGAGGCAUCGCACUGGCCCUGGCCAUCCCACAGUUGGUUGGGAUCCUCCUCUCUCAGAUCCUUAUUAAUCAAAUCCAGGAUCAGAUGAAACUACAGAAUUACAACCAACAACAUCACUCAGACCCCUGGAGUUGAAACAGUUGUGUAAAUGUGUUUUUUUACAGAAAGCUUGGGAACUCAUUGCUGCCUGAAGUGAAUGACAUGGACUGUAUUUUGAAUAAAAGAGUUUUCAUAUUACGUUUUCAUAUGUACGGUCAACUGUAUGAUAUUUUCGAAACCAGAAAGUAUAUAGGAAUAGUGUAAGACGAACUAAAAACCAAGAGGUCAAUAAAACUAUUUUGUAAUAUUUUAUGAACGCAAAAUGUUUUUGAGGUGUGUGAUGCUAGCAAAGGACGGUGUCAACUAGUGAUAUUUAUUGAUUUCCAGCAUUGACGUUUUUUGAUAAACUUGUGUAGGUAUUGUACUGAGAUCAAAAUAAAAAUGUACGUAUUAUUGUUCACUGUUACUCACUUUAACAAGUCUAAACAGUCAUAUGUCAUUUAAAUUCAAUAUUAUUUAAUGCAUUAUUAUUUAAAUAUUAUUUCAAAGAAUAUAUAUUUUAAGAGCAUUGGUUUUAUAACAUAGCUCACUAAACAGUUUUUGCCAUUCGGCUGUUAUUUGUCUCAAAUGACUAAAUCUGGCCAUAAAAAUGCUUAUAAUGUUUGCAAACACAACAUGCUUGAUUCAAGUGUUUACUUUGCUGUUGUGUUAAGUGCCCUUCUUCCGUUUCUACAAUAUCUCGAUGGAUACACACAAAUACGGACGUUACAGUUUCUGUGUUUUUUUAUUGAUCCCUUUUUAUUAAAAAUGUAAAUAAAAUAUUUUUUGAUA